Molecule: messenger RNA, 1173 nt
Organism: Lycium barbarum (goji berry)
Lineage: Eukaryota; Viridiplantae; Streptophyta; Magnoliopsida; Solanales; Solanaceae
Product: zinc finger BED domain-containing protein RICESLEEPER 2-like
Exons: 2
Coding region: 1-1173 (390 amino acids)
Molecular function (GO): protein dimerization activity; DNA binding
Source: RefSeq, a predicted model, not a curated record
AUGCAUCAGCUAAUGAUGCUGCAAUCAGGAUUGAGUGAACAAAAUGAGUCCAUUUCUCGAGUAAGGCGUGCUGUGAAAUAUGUUAAGUCUUCUCCUGCAAGAUCAGCUUCCUUUAAGUCAUAUGUUGAGAAGGUAAAACUAGACACCCAUGGCCUUUUGAGUUUGGAUGUUGAGACGAGGUGGAACUCUACAUACUUGAUGUUAAAUACAGCUGUACAAUUUGAAAAAGCCUUUUCAAGAAUGUAUAUUGACGAUCAUAAGUACUUUAACUAUUGUCUUGAAUUGAGUGGAACAGCAGUGCAUCCAUCUUCGGAAGAUUGGAAGAAUGUGAAAGUCUUUCUCAAGUUUCUUGAGAUUUUCUAUAAAACCACUUUGAAGUUUUCGAGUACUUUGCAUGUUACUUCAAAUUGUUUCUUCCAUGAUCUUUUUAAUCUUCAAAGCAUAAUUGUCCGGUAUUCGAAUUGUAGCGAUUCAAUUUUGACUGAUAUGGCUAGGAAGAUGAAACUUAAGUUUGAUAAAUAUUGGGGUGAUUUUGAGGAUAUGAACAUGUUGUUAUUUGUUGCCAUUGUGUUGGAUCCUCGCUACAAAAUAAAGUAUGUGAAGUUCCUUUUUAACAAUUUUUAUGAUCCUUUGGAGGGAAAUGGAGAGUCUACUAAAGUGGUGAACACUUUAACUCGCUUGUAUAAUCAUUAUAAGAAUUCUAUUUCUGGGCCUUCUAGUGAAAAUAUUGGAGAUCAAACUAGUGUGAUGAGUCAAAUUGGUGCAAUGAAUAGUUCUGAUGUGUGGCAAUCGCAAUGGGAGAAAUUUCUUGAAGAUAGGAAUGAUGUUGAUAAUAAGUCUGAUCUUGAAAAGUAUUUGAUGGAUGAUCUGGAGAAGAUUAAGGAUUUCAAUAUCUUGACAUGGUGGAAAUCUUCAUCUGAAAGAUAUCCUAUUGUCUCUAGGAUUGCAAGAGAUGUGCUUGCUAUUCCUACAUCUACUGUUGCCUUAGAAUCAGCUUUUAGCACCGGUGGUCGGAUACUUGAUUGUUAUCGAAAUUCUCUAUCGACAAAGACAGCUGAAGCUCUUGUUUGUUGUCAACAAUGGUUGCGGUCAACAUCUAAAGAAUGCAACCUUGAAGACCUUUUAGAAGAAAUUCAAAAACUUGAGAUCGCUGAAAAAGGUAAUUUUACAUAA